Molecule: messenger RNA, 2284 nt
Organism: Pimephales promelas (fathead minnow)
Lineage: Eukaryota; Metazoa; Chordata; Actinopteri; Cypriniformes; Leuciscidae
Gene: cysltr2b
Product: cysteinyl leukotriene receptor 2b
Biological process (GO): G protein-coupled receptor signaling pathway
Cellular component (GO): plasma membrane
Molecular function (GO): G protein-coupled receptor activity
Source: RefSeq, a predicted model, not a curated record
UGUAAAACCCAGUCAUUUCUUUGAAGCAGCAGUCGAGUAGAGUCAUGCCUUUAUACGGCUUCCUCUCCCCCGUCUUCCUGCUGCACUGGAUUUAGCGUAUAUUUGUGGGAAUUGGAAUUUUUGGAUUAUUUUUUUUGUUGUUGUUGUUGUUGGCGACCUCUUACAGGAUUCCCAACCCAACCAUGGAGUAUCCCAACGCCACAUCGAACAACUGCUCCAUCAGUGACUUCAAGCACAACGUCUACCCGAUUGCUUAUCUGUUGAUGUUUUUCCUUGGGCUUUUUUGCAACCUCAUAUCCCUGUUCUUCUUCAUUUCCUCUUCGUUGAGAAGAAAAGUGUCUUUGUCUCCAGUCAACAUCCUAAUGCUCAAUCUCCUUCUGUCCGAUCUGAUGAUGGUGUGUUCGAUGCCCUUCCGAGCCGCCUACUAUCUCAUGAGCUCCGACUGGGCCUUCGGGGACGUCACCUGUCGGAUCAUGUCCUACGUCUUCUACAUCAACAUGUACGGCAGCGUCUACCUCCUCGCGGUCCUGAGCGUGGUUCGCUUCGUGGCCAUUGUGAAGCCGUUCGCAUACGUGCGCUGGCAAACCUCUCGGAGAGCCUGGGCGAUAUGCAUCGUCAUCUGGCUGAUCGUGGCCCUGAUGUCCAUCCCGCUCCUGAAAGCCGGGACGUCUCUGGAGUCUGGACGGAUCAAAUGCCUGGAACUGAUCCCGUCCAACUUGAGCACCAUCAUCGUGUUAAAUCGCGUCACUUUGUUUUUAGGCUUCGUCGUGCCCUUCGCGGUCAUCUCGGUGUGUUACAUUUUCGCGGCCUUUUAUUUGCUGAAGCUCAGGAAGACCAGGAGAAAUCAAAGGUCUCAGUUCAAUCACAAGAAGUCCUGUUCUCUCGUGAUCAUCGUCCUGCUGAUUUUCCUCGUGUGCUUUAUGCCGUAUCACGUCGUGCGAACUCUAUUUUUGGAGGCGGAGAUGGCCGCUAUAGACAAUGGUUUCGGAGAGUCCUGCGAUAACAUCGAACGCCUGAGAAAGGCCGCGGUCAUCACACACGUUCUGGCCUCGGGAAACAGUGCCUGGAUCCGGUGCUUUUCUUUUUCGUUGGGGAAAACUUUAUUAAUUUUUGGCGACAGAAUACACCCAGAAGACAGAGUUGUAUAAUUGAGCAGAAUGUGAAAGUGUUGGAGAAGAUAAACAGUGAUGCUGAGAGAAAAUUCACACUGAUCUAGAGCCCUUAUUUGGGACCUGUCGGGACUUGAAGAGGAAAUUCCUGGAAAAAGAUUGGCUCUGUGGUCCCAUGCGGGAAACACUUGAUUAACCUCCAGAAUGUCACAAUAGCGGUGUUUCCAACCACAGCUGUGAGCUGUGAACUCAUGUGAAUAUUGCAUAAAUCACUGUUUUGUGUUCAAGAGAAUAGGUAAAUCCAUUCGAGGUCAGACUUCGGCUCUGGAAUUCACAAAUGACUAAUGCAACAUUGUAGACGGUGUGCAAUGUGAUUGCUGGCUAUGGUACAGUUAUCCAAUCACAUGAUCUGUGGAGGCGCAUGGAGGAACUGAUUUAGAAAAUGUGUUUGUGCAGGUCCUCUUAUUGGAUAAUAAAUAUACAUACAUAUAUAUAUAAAUAUAUAUAUAGUUAAAUCUUGGAUGUGAUAUUUAGUUGAUUAAAGUCUUUAAUCUUUAAAAUCUUUUGCUUGCCAGAUGUUUCUCCUGAGGAAAAAUAUCUAAUUUUGCUUGUUUUGAGUUUCAGACAAAUGUCUUACAUUUUCAAUGUGAAAUCAAUAUUUCCCAUCAAAUCUUUCUGACCGAAACACUGUUUCUGUUUUUGUUUUGUUCUGUGCUCUUGUCAACGUUGGUUCAUUUGUAUAGAUAGUUAACCCAGAAAUGAAGCCGUUAUUUUUGUAACAUAUGCUCUUCAAAGCUCUGUAUGUUUUGUGUAUUUGAGUGAACUAUCCCUUUAAAGAAUUAAGGUGAUUUCAGUGAAUUUUAGAGCAAAUAUUUGAGUCAAAAUUAAUAUUUAAACAAAACUGAGCUAGAUAAAAAAUACACUUUAUACCCUUCUAGGAAAUAUAUGCUAGUAAUUUAUUGAUUUUUUGUAAAUACUUGUCAGUAAAUGCAUACAUGUGUACAGUUCAAAGUUGUGCUGAUUAUACAUUUCUCAAUCAAAAUACUUUUUGAUGUGUUAAUCAUCAGUUAUGUUCAUGUUGUAAUAUUGUAAAUGUUUCAAAGAUCUAUCUAUCUAUCUAUCUAUCUAUCUAUCUAUCUAUCUAUCUAUCUAUCUAUCUAUCUAUCUAUCUAUCU